AUGGCGCCGUCCGUGUUGCUGCGUCCGUUCUCCCGCCUGAUGCCCCCGGCCCGGUUCCCCAGCAGCUUUUCAGUGAGGUCAAAGUUCUACGUUCGGGAGCCGCCGAGUAGCAAACCUGAUUGGCUGAAAGUUGGAUUGACCUUGGGCACCACAGUCUUCCUGUGGGUCUAUCUCAUCAGACAACAUAAUGAAGAUGUUUUAGAAUAUAAAAGAAGAAAUGGGUUGGAAUAA
Orycteropus afer afer is the source of this 231-nucleotide messenger RNA. It is a transcript of the gene NDUFC1, whose product is annotated as NADH:ubiquinone oxidoreductase subunit C1. The transcript has 3 exons. Gene Ontology annotation, cellular component: mitochondrion. The record is from RefSeq and is a predicted model, not a curated record. The coding region runs from base 1 to 231 and encodes 76 amino acids. NCBI's taxonomy places the organism in Eukaryota, Metazoa, Chordata, Mammalia, Tubulidentata, Orycteropodidae.